GCGACAUUCUCACGACACAUGGCAUCUACGACCAGUUUCGCCGCCUGCUAGACGCUUCUGCGCGUCUAGCUAUACGUCAAGCGACAACCCGGCUUCCGACGGAGGGAAGUACCCAGGCACACUACAACCCCAACAAUCGCAUCUCCGCACAAAUCACGCCGCGACGGCAUCGGCGAUAUCAAUCAAACGCAGCAUUUUCAUAUUCGCGAAGAAGCCAUUCUCGCCCGGUGGAAGGGAACAUUGAAAGACAAAACCAAUACGCAAGUGGUAGGAGUCAGCCGAUGGGCUUAAGGUCGCCGAAAUGAAGUAUCUCAAUAUACCGGACAUCUACCCGGUUUUGAAUGCGCUGAAUUUCUCGACGCCAGAUUGUCACGUCGUUGGAGGAUGCGACAUCUAUUCUAUUAAGGCUACCAGAGACGAUAAGAAAUUUUACGAGACCAUCGAGAACAGCCUGGAAUCACAAUAUGCGUCACUUGUAAGACUGAGCGCGUCUCUCAGUCCGCCGUAUCGGACUCGGAGUGAAGAUGGCAGGCGCAGCGACGGUGCUGGCAGUCGAAGACAGAGCCGCAGCCGUACCGCGGAGCCGGUGCCAGAGAUUGAUCUCUCACGCGCCUCACCGUUCGGAUCUCUAAGUCAGACUACUUCGCGGAGAGCUUUUGCUUACAUGAUAGCUACGCUAAAUGCGUCGCAUCCGGACUACGAUUUCUCGCAUAUACUACGGCCUUCUGAUUUCCGCAAGGAGCGCAGUCUGCGUAGCAUUAUGCACAAGAUAGACACCACGCUCCAGCACUUGCGGCCCCGGCAGACUUCGGCUAUGCAUCAUCUGUCUCCGCCGUCGUCUUUAUCGAGCUCGGCACCAGGCACUAGCCUGAUGAGCGAGGUCUGGAAUCAAAACAUGUGGAAGCUCCUUGAUAAGGAGAUGAAUCUUCGUCAAUGCGAAAGAUACUCCUACGUCCCGGAUGAUGAUCCGUUCGACGGCGACGAAGGAGCCAUAUGGAGUAUGCACUAUUUCUUCUUCAGCAAGGAGAGGAAGCGUGUGUGCUACCUCUACCUUCGUGGCUUCAGCGUGAUAUCUCAUUCGCCCGUCCAAGCGGCGCUCAGCGUCCAGAAGCCGAAGCCGGUCCACAGGAAAGUGUCCAGCAUAUCUGUUGGCGAGGGUGCUGGAAAACGUGCUAGCUUCUGGCUUAGCUCAGAUCUUCUAUCUAGAAGUAUAGAUACCGUGAGCUAUGGCGAAGACGACGACGACGAGAUGGUGAUCGUUGAACCUGGCGACGAUGAAGUCGAAGUGCCCUACAUGGACCUUGAUGAGAUUCGAAGCGACAUCGUAAACGGAAGAUAUGAGGACUAUGUCAUCGACGAGGAGUCGGACGAGUACAAUAACUACGACGACACUAUUGAUGAGAUGUGGCGCGAGCCGCACCGUGUCAGAGCCGUCAGCGAAGAGAUUGGUGCGGCUAUGGAGGUUGAAGCUUGAAGUCAACGACCCUUCAAGAAUGAAUAUACACAUUGAAGCGCAGAAAUGAAUCAUGGGCGGCGUUAUGGGAUUUGUAUAUGUCGGAUGAACGGUGGCAUACUGGCGUUUCUGUAAGGUGUACGGAUGUGAGAAUGGGCUGCAAGGCGCCUGUUGUACUUUGGUGAGCAUGGCCCUCGAGUGCUGGUGGCGCGGCUGCUCAGGGCGUUCAGUGUUUGGGACGAGUGAUACCUCUCUUGCGGUUUGCUUCUUACGGCCUCUAAUUCUUCCUGCGAAGUUCGUACUUGAGAACACAAGAUGUUUCUCUGUUC
Molecule: messenger RNA, 1782 nt
Organism: Pseudocercospora fijiensis CIRAD86
Lineage: Eukaryota; Fungi; Ascomycota; Dothideomycetes; Mycosphaerellales; Mycosphaerellaceae
Exons: 2
Coding region: 302-1474 (390 amino acids)
Biological process (GO): negative regulation of transcription by RNA polymerase III
Cellular component (GO): nucleus
Molecular function (GO): RNA polymerase III core binding
Source: RefSeq, a predicted model, not a curated record